Acaulospora colombiana is the source of this 3456-nucleotide messenger RNA. The record is from the annotation of a GenBank genome assembly. NCBI's taxonomy places the organism in Eukaryota, Fungi, Glomeromycota, Glomeromycetes, Diversisporales, Acaulosporaceae.
CCUAGAUGAUCUCAAAUCAGAGCUUGAAACUUUAACCGGGAUUCCGGAAGCUUCGCAAAUUUUGAUGACGCAAGAAGGAUUAGAACUUAAAGCUGAAAUAUUGAACGAGGCGAUUCGAGUUUCUGGCAGGGACGAAUAUGUAAUAUUUCAAUUUAAUAGAGACUCUCUUGAUCCGAGUAAUUCGGGCGAUAUUAAUAGCGCAAGUUCCCUCAUUGAAAAUAUUACGUUAGAACCUCAAGUGAUUGUGCCAUCGCCCAAACAAAAUACUAGAGUUCGUCUCAGUAUUUCUGAUGAACUUGGUGCCUAUGCUAAUAUGUUUCAAAUGCAUCACUCGCAAGGGCAGUCUUUCCUGAAGACGGCCAUCACUCACUCCGAGAUAUGCGAACGGUUAUAUGAGGAACAAAAGGCGCAACUAGAAGCAUUGGAUGUCGCUUUGUUGAAUCUUAAGAAACAUUGUUGCUCUGUUGUCGAUCAUCAUAAUUCAUUUCACAAAUUUGCGGAAAAAGAAGUCACCAAGUAUGAAAUUUUCAUUCAAAGUUUCCCAGCAAAUAUGGAAAUUCUUAAGCGUAUUACUAUAGAUCCUAAAAUACAAUCCGAUAACGAUAAUAGCGUCAUAAAAAACAAGGAGUCAUGUGUACUGGCAGAUUUUAUAUUAGAGGAUAAGCUUAUGGCAUUGGCUAGUAAGGGAAUCGAGGCGAUCGGGCGACUCUCUAGGGAGGUUAACGAACUGAAUAUUGAAGUUCAAUCGGUCCAGCAAGGUACAGAUGCACUGAGGAAAAAGACUUUCAAUAGCGAACUUACAAAUAUGGAAACGAUAUUGGAACGUAAUAAAGCGUGUUGCGACGUAAUCAGGCAGCACGCGAGGAAUUUGGAAAAAGGUUUGACUCGCGUGCAAGGACAGGUGGCUAAAUUGGUGCAGUCAAAAGGAAAUGUAGAUUUUGAAAAACCUAUCGAAGCGAUGGAAAAUCUGGCCAAUUAUCAACUGAAGGAGUACUUUCCUGAGAUAAAAAAACUGGAUGAUUACAUACGUGAACAAGCGAUUUAUUUCGUGAAAUCCAAGAACGCUACAACGUCGACGUUAAUAUCCAAUCUUCAACAAAUAUCGCGUCUCGAGUCCAUUAUCGCAUCUAUUCCUGGCAAAUUGAGCCGUCUCGACGAGGAAGUUCAAGCCAUGGCACAAGAUUAUAAGCUUUUGGCUCAUCUUUUGCUUGCUAAGUCACAGCAAUUAGCGGAAGUCAUGGCUCACUUUCGAGAUUUGGAACAAAAACGGCGUGAUAAAUAUCGUUUGAACGUCAAAAAAUACAUUCCGGUAAAAAUUCCAGAUAACAGUCCUCCCAUGUGUGAGAUAUCCGCUGUGAAUAUGAAUGAUGACCAACUACCAUCUUUUUCUAAAGAAGAUAUACAAUGUAGCGUUGUGUUUUAUAAUGACCUCUCUUUAUUGGAAUUUAAUGAAACCGUUAUGUCGCAUGCUUCCCUUGUUCGACCCACCUUUUCAUUAUCGACGUCAAAAGUUCGAAUACAACAGUCGUCGAACAUUGAUCCAUUGUCAACUUUGCAAUCAAAUUUAGUAAAAUUAUUUGGCCAGAUUGAAGGAAUGAACAUGGAAUUCGAAAAUAUUGUAGAGAAGAGUUCACUCUUCGAAAAACCUGCGACGGAUAAUGCUAACAUAAUGUCUCGCCUUCGUUUUAUCAAUGACGGCCGUUUAUUAUCUUCAAAGAGCGUGUUUCCAUCGCCUAAAGGGUCAAGACGCUCAAGGCAAAGCUUCUCUGAGGACAGCGUUGCAACAAUUGGCACCGAUCUUCUUGUUGAAAAGAUGAAACAAUUGGACGUGGCUGAGGAGAAAGUAAAGGCAUACGAGGCUCGGAUCAAAAACCUUGAAAAUUUGUUGCAGACUAAUUUUAAGGCUUCAAAGGGCUCGGUUGUUGCCACCACCUCAAAACCCGGAAUUUCGAACCCAGAAUCAUUGACAAUGGAGAAAGAAUCUUUGGAACCGUUACGCCAUAACAGUUCCGCCGAACCCCGCGAAAAAAAAUUCGAAAAAUUGCCAGAUUCGAAAACAGACUUUCAAAAUUUAUCAAACAAAUAUAAUGAAGCUAUUCGGGAGCUGGAGAUUUUAAAGAACCGUAAUAGUGAACUGGAUUUUCAAUAUAAAGUAUUAGCAAAUUCACAUGAGAAAGUAUUAAGAGAAAACGAAAUCCUGGAGAAGAAAGUUUUGGAUUUAGAGAAAAAUCACCAGUCUGUGCAAUCAUCUUAUUCCGAGGUUGUUGAUAAAAACGCGUCGUUGGAAUCAAGACUAAAGGAGUUGGAGACAUUAUAUUCACAUUCCUCUAAUGAACUGUCCGACAUGGGUAGAAGGCACAAUGAACUUCAAAUAGAACAUGAUUCAUUAUCCGCGCAAUGCGGCGAACUAGAGGUGAUAGUCACGAAACUCCAAAAUCUUAACAAAGAGCUCGAACUCAGCAACACUUCGGCAAGCACUCUUGAGAAUAGGCAGACAGAGGAACUCAAAUCUUUCAAGCAAAGAUUGCAAGAUGCAGAAUUAGAAUGCGAGAAAAAAGUUUUGGAACUGAAUUCAUUAAGGAGUGAGCAUGAUAACAACAAAAAAUUGGUUGAAGACUAUGCAUUAAGGAUUGAGCAAGCUAUGCAAGAGAAAGACAAAAUCAUCAAGGAAUACGAUGAUAAAAAAAAAAUGAUGCACCAAGAAGUUGAAGGAUGGAAGGAAACAUUGGAUAAAAUGAAUACAGCACGUGAAGAAUUACAAAUCGCGCUUGAUAAGUCACGCGAUAGGGUCAAGCAUGUAGAGUUGGAAAAUUUGGAAACGAUGAAAGCCCUGGAAAAAACGGAAGAUAUAGUCAAAAAUGCAACUGAAAUUACAUUGGAAUGCAUGCCAAUAGUAAUGAAGUAUAUUUCAUUGGAUUCUGAGAAGGAGGAAUUGAAUACUGAAUUAAGCCUCAUAAAAAUGGUUCGAAGGAUCAACGAUGUUACGAAAUAUUUGGAUGCGGAAUUAAUUAAAACGAGAGAGUCAUUAGAGAAUUCCACGUCCGAGGGUUCAAGUUUGAGAUCAGUUCUUGCAGGGUUGCGUCAAGAAUUACAAGAACGAACGGAAUUUUCCCGUUCUCUCAGUAGGGAACUGUGGAAUUAUUAUCAUAACAUUCGAACAAUGAUGGGGGAUCGUGAGUUUGCCAUACCGGUGAAAUCCGAAAGUCGACCCAUAAUUAAGCCUUCGACGGUAGGUGAGGAUAAGGAUGGUCAAAUUAAAUCGCCGGAACAAAGUUUAUCGGAUAGUUAUCAUGCCGAGGACCUGGGCAAAUUCUUUGCGAGUGAUUACGUGGAUGAUCUGGGUUGGCCGAGAGAUCGGUAUGAAACCUUGAUUAUUUUAACUUCAAAGGUAAAUUUGGAAGAGGUUCGGUCUAUGAUAAGGAAGACGUCUGCUGAUGCCGAGGCCUUGUACAAGAA